This is a messenger RNA of Podarcis muralis (Common wall lizard), 1286 nucleotides long. The record is from RefSeq and is a predicted model, not a curated record. NCBI's taxonomy places the organism in Eukaryota, Metazoa, Chordata, Lepidosauria, Squamata, Lacertidae.
UAUCAUUACACAAUCUCUUCGUUUUGUUGUUGGGGCUGGAGCUCCUGAAGGAGAAGCCCGAUUCUGGGAAGAGAAGGAGAGCAGACCAGGUCAAAGUGGGGAGGGGGAGGAAUUGCACCUGCAAAGGAGGUGCAGCAGGUGAGAGGUGGUGAAGCCCAGGCUGGGCUGCAGAGUUCCUGAGACACCCUCUCCUGCUGACUGACGUGGGUCUUGCACGAUGGAAUGCUUCCUAGUGGUCGAUAAUGCCUUGCACCUAGAAAGCUAGUAGCUCAGGGUUCUAGCCUCCACCUCCUCCCUGAUCUAUUAUUUGCUUUGCAUAAGACCCCAGGCUCAUUCUCCAUCCCGGUUGCCCACUGAAGGAAGAAAUCCCUUUCCUGGGCAUCUACGGAAAUAUUCGGAGACUGUCAGUGUCCUGCGGAGGAAUUGCCACCAGCCUGCAGAUGGAAGACCCGCUAGGCCUCAGACUGGUGGAAGGGUCAGACGGAUCUGGGGAAAAUGCUCAUGUUACCCAGAAAUACCCAAGAAGGACGCCACAUUCGCAGCAAAAGGUGAAACAGGAGCCAAAGGAAGGGAUCCUUCAGUGCUGGGAAGCCCAGUGGCAGCAGUUCCUGAAGGAAGUGGAGUCUCCUCACUCGGCGUGGGGGGUCCCACAGUGGCCAGAGGAGCCCACCCCCUGGGACGACGCCAAGGCCUUCUUCGCCUCCUUUGAGCAAGUGGCCAAAGCCUGCCAGUGGCCCAAAGAGGAGUGGGUGGCUCGACUCCUGCCGGCCCUCAGCGGACAGGCCAAAUGGGCUUUUGGCAGCUUGGAGGCCAGAGACAGAGAGGAUUAUGGGAAAGUGAAGGCGGCCAUCUUGCGCGGGGACGCCAUCAGCAGGGAGAAGCAGCGCCAGUACUUCCGGUGCUUCUGCUACCAGGAGGCUGACGGUCCGAGAGGGGCCUACAGCCACCUCCAGGAGCUCUGCCACCGCUGGCUGAAAGUGGAGAGGCACUCGAAGGAGCAGAUCCUGGAGCUGCUGAUCCUAGAGCAGUUCCUGACCAUCCUGCCAUUGGAGAUCCAGAGCUGGGUCAGGGAUUGCGGCCCAGACAGCUGUUCCCAGGCGGUGGCCCUGGCCCGAGGAUUUCUACGGAGGCAGAAGGAAACAGAGAGAUGGGAACAGCAGAAGGUGAGGAGUUCUAAUCCAGGUGGAGGAACCUCAGGUACGGUGGGCCAGAUACAUCCCCCAGCUCCCCUCAGGACACUUCCCAGGCUACACCCCUAACCAGCUCUGCUUCAGACCCUCCUUGAG